Messenger RNA from Branchiostoma belcheri (Belcher's lancelet), 1280 nucleotides. RefSeq names its product serine/arginine repetitive matrix protein 2-like. NCBI's taxonomy places the organism in Eukaryota, Metazoa, Chordata, Leptocardii, Amphioxiformes, Branchiostomatidae. The record is from RefSeq and is a predicted model, not a curated record. The transcript is spliced from 3 exons. The coding region runs from base 428 to 1114 and encodes 228 amino acids.
AGAUACAGGAACUGGUGUGCUACGCUGAAGGACCGUUAUACCGGUUGCCGAAGGGUGAUUAUACCGACCAUACAGAUACAGGGACGGAAGCCGGUGUGUCACGCUGAAGGACAGCUACACAGAUACAGGUUACCAAAGCUGGUGUGUUACGCCUAUACAGAUACAGAAGCUGCUGUGUUACACCGAAGGACGGUUAUACCGCCUGUACAGAUACAGAAGCUGGUGUGUUAGGCCAAAGGACGGUUAUACGAGGUAUUCGGGUACAGAAGCUACGUGGAAGGACGGUUAUACACAGUGCACAGACAGAAGCUCGCUGGUGUGUUACGCCAAAGGACGGUUAUACCGGAUACACAGAUACAGGUACAGAAACUGGUGUAAUACCGGCUGUACAGCUCCAGUCCCAGCCGGGUCCGUACGUGCAGACACCAUGGCAUGGUCGGUAGCCGCGAAUAUCAGGCAGCGGGGCCACGGGACGGGCAGCCGGGGAGGGAACGCGUCCCGAGAGAGGAAACAGGAGAGCGACCAACAGAACAUGACCUACCAGCAGCGCCUGGGCGCCACGCCGGCUGGAUACCAGCAGAACCCGAAACUCAGCCCGCAGAGACAGCACCGAGACGGACAGCACCGGGAGGGACAGCAAUCCGGACAGCAGCCUGGACAGCAAUCUGGGCAGCAUUCCAGACAGCAGCAUUCCAAAUCGUCUUCAAGUAGUCCAGAGAGCCGAGAAAGAGUCAGGAGGGGAAGUUCACCUCCAACACAACCAAAAGAUGACGGCCACGGCAUAAGAAAAGUGUCCAGAGGAAGCCCCGUCAGAGUCAAGCGGCCCUCCCCGGCAGGGACCGAGCAUGCGCAGCAGCACAUGUCCAGAAGCCUUCCGCACGAGUACAUGCGCCACUUCCCCCAGGAUGCCAUGCGGCGGCAGGAGGAGCAUGCGCAGAGCGCGGCGAGGCGGUCCCCGACACAGCCCCGACGACGUUACCGACAGCACCACGACACGACGGCCGACACCGAGCGGAUCAAGACAAGAUCAUCUCCGGAAAAACACUCCUCCAGACAGACUCAAGAUGGAGAAAAAGACAGAAGGCAAAGGCAGAGCUACACGAGUAGCGUAUGAUGUUGGAUAAACCAUCUGCGUUUAGAUUUAUUGAGGUUUGAAGGGCCAAUGCAAUGGCAAAAACGGAGGCUGACACGGCCCUAGUUGUACCUCAGGGUGGUCUACUUGAACAAAGGACCUCGUAAGCUCCUUUAACGACGCAAAAAGGCUACAAAAGGUGAAGAUG